AUGUGGCUUUGGUUCGUUUUUGUCGCCGCGGCUGCGGUGCUGUCGGGCGUCGAGAGCGCAGGCGCCGGCGCCGCCCGCCUUGUCUGUUAUGUGGAAAGCGCGCGCGCGACCGACGGAUUUUCCGAGUGCACACAUCUCGUUUACGCGGGCGACGCGAGAGGAGAUAAACUCGACACUUUGCUGAAGGAAUACAAGAAAAGCAAUCCCCGGCUGAAAAUUAUAUUGAGAAUCUCGGAGGUUGACAAGGAUCUCCGCAGCCUUCUAAAGUCGAAACACGUACAAGGACUUGAGAUCUACGAUGCUCACAAGUCUCUCAACAGAACCAAGGUCCUGGAGACAGUGGAGGCAGCUCGUACUGCCAUCAGCUCCUCAGGAGGUGGCCCAUUAUUCAUGGCACUCCCCGCCCACCCUGAACUCUUGGCCAAGUACUACGACCUGAGAACGCUGGUGAAGAAGGUGGAUCUCUUGAUGGUGCAGACCCAUGCUUUGGGUUUGGUGAAGAAGAUGACCUACCAUCCUAGUAGACUGAGCGGCAUGUGGGACAUGAUGAACACCGACUCCGUGGUAGACCUCGUCAUCGGCCUCGGCGUGCCAUCAUCGAAGAUUGUCAUAAGCUUGCCAGCGACUGCUCGUCAGUUCACCCUGGUCAACGAAACCCUCAGUACUCCUGGCAGCCCCACAGAAGAUGAUGACCCUAAGGAAAUCGACCAGGCUGAACUCUGCAGGCAGCUCAGAUCAGGACGGUGGACCUUGGAACGAGACCAGGAUCUGUCAGCGCCUUAUGCUUUUAAGAACAAAACCUGGAUCUCCUUCGAGGACUCCUCCUCAAUUGACGUGAAGGGCAAGUACGCCAGGGUCCGUGGCCUGGCUGGCCUGGCCCUGCACCAAGCUGAACGUGACGUGGAGUCAUUAGAACACGAGAUUCUGUCAGCUCCUGGUCAUGUUCGCGCUCUGGACGCUUUGCAGGUUUCGCCCUACAGAAUCACACAGGUCGUCGACUCUGACGGUGUCAUACACUCCAUUAGAGAGGACACUCGCACUGAGUUCACUUGCUCUCGCCAAGGAUACUUCGUGCACCCUCGCUCCUGCGCCCGCUUCUACCGCUGCGUCAAGUUCGACCAGCUUUCACCCGAAUAUACCGUGUUCGAAUUCGACUGUCCCGCGGGAUUGGCUUUCGACAACCGCUACGAGGUGUGUGUAUGGCCAGGCAGCCUGCCACACUCACAAGCCUGCCCUGGAUCCUCUGAGAUUGCUCCCGUACCAAAGACCAGGUUCAUCUGUCCUGAGCAUGAAGCAUACGAGUUCCGUUGUCCUUUCGGUCUCGGAUUCGACGCUGAACGACUGAAGUGUGACUGGCCGUGGUUAGUACCAGCCUGCGGUAACAUCGCCAGAUAUGAGGCUGAGACGUAUGGUUUCUCUGCUGCUACUCUUACUGGUGCAGCAGGCUAUCACGGUCAAACCGCAGAUGCUAUUAACGUAGCCGCCCACCAGAGCCUCAUCUCCGGCGCAUCUCUCAACAACCAUGUCGGCAUCCAAGGAGGAUUCCUUACCAGUGACGACGCAUUGAACUCUAACUUCAUCGCUUCCCAAGAACUAGCUAACGCUGGACAUUCUUAUGAAAUAGGGCAUGGUUCUGCUCAUAUUGACAAUGGGUUAGCUUAUCAAGUAGGUGACGCUGGAUUUACUCAUGCCGGUUUGGUCCAACCGACUCAAUAUAGAGAACAACCUCAAUAUUCCAGUGGUUCCAUUAUCUUGGAUGACUACAGACUACCUACUAAAGAGGAAUCUCAAAGGCAAGCUGCUCAUAAAAUUAACAUUGCUCAGAAUAUUAAUUCUGAAAAUGGAUAUCAGCAAUCAGGACAAACUUCUGGCUAUUCCACCCAGACUGGACACAGCACUGGAUAUGCAGCUCAUGGUUCCGGUCAUGCUGCGGGAUACACCGUCCAAGCUGGAGGAAAUACUGCUCAAUACAAUGGAUACACGGGCUCCUAUACCACAGGAAACACUAAAAAGUACCAAAGUUCAAGUUAUGAUGACAAUAAUUCAGGAGCUUACAUUCAUGAUCCUUCAGGAGACUACGCGGAACCCUAUAGACACAUUGACUCACCCGUUGAACCCUACGUCCAUGAAGAUGCUGCUUACAAACAGUCUGGAGAUUAUUAUGAUUAUGGAAAAUAUGCAGGAUCAUCUCAAAGCGGUUAUGAAGGUAAAUACACUGAAGAUAACACUGGAAAAUAUGUUCAGGAUAAUUCUGGAGCAUACGUGGAAGCAAAUAUUGGAAGUGGUUACAAAGGAGGCUAUUCUUCUGGGUACUCUGUUGGUUAUAACGCUGAUAACUCUGGAGCAUACAAACACGACAAUUCUGGACAAUAUGAAGCUGGAGUAUAUAGAGCGGAUGGCCACAUCGGUGAAGGUAAAGCUACGAAUCAAUUUAAUUCCCAACAAUACCACGGAUACAGCGAAGCGAAUGCUGGAAACUAUAUCAGUGACUCUAAGGCUUACACUGGUUUAUCUCACACUUUAACCGCAGGAGCUAUCAAUGUUGGAUUAGUUGGUAAGACAACACUAAUCGACGCCGAUUAUAACAACCAAGUGAAUUACUAUGCAACGGAUUCUAAAACCUCAGGGGAAGGCAACUAUCAAGGAUCAAAAUCUUACAGUCACUCUACGCAAACAUUACACCCAGCUCAUGUUUCAUUGGUGUCUCAACCAGCUGUUGCCAUAAAUCAUGUUGGCACUGAUGGUAACAACCUUGACGGAUACAGCUACGUGACAACUCCAACUUCUUCUGGAGUCCCAACCACUGCCACUCCGUUCGCAGUUACAACAUCGAUCCCAACGGUGACGUAUAAAACUACCUUCGUUCCCGAAGCACCUAAGACAAGCGUUAAGCAAAUAUUUGGUGUUUCUCAACCAUCUGUAACCUAUGUGCAGCCAACAGCGAUCGCUGUCAAACAAGUCACUCCUCAGGUAAUUGUUACUGAUCACAAUCAAGGUGUAAACUUCCAGCACGAAAGCAACGAUUACUUGGGCAGUUACAACAGUGAAACGAAAGUUGAUUCUGGUUACGAAUAUUCUAAACCUAGCAUUAAGUUUGAAGAUGGUAUCUCCUACACUACAGCAGCGCCAGCUAUAUCUGUAUCUACGUACCAACCCGAAAGUGUUAGCCAUAAUCAACAAACCGUUCAUAAUGUUGAAUCUGUUGGCUUUGGUUAUUCCACUCCUACACCCGUUUAUGAAGAGCCUUUCAAGAAGGUCGUAGCUUAUACAACUGGACCAUCAGUAUCUACAUAUUCUCAACCAACCGCUGCCACGUACACUCCACAGUCUUACAGUCAUCAGACUAUCCAUAAAGUAGAAGCUAGCAAAGUUUAUACUCCUUCUGUUGAAUCUGCAUCGAUUGAAACUGGUUAUGACUACUCAAAAUCUGGAGUCACUUUCGAGGAACCUAAAGUGGUUCAGUACACGACAGCACAACCGGCACUGGCAGUUCAGCCUAUUGUAUCAACGUACCAGCCACAAGUUGUUAGUCACCAAACUCUCCACAAAGUGGACGCAAACCGUGUCAACACCUACUCUGGAGAAUCUUCGUCGGGAAUAUCAGGAUACACUUACGAGCAACCUUCUAUUCAAUUUGAGGAAGUAAAUAACGUGUACUCAACUCCUGCACCGAUCGUCUCUUCAACAUACAGUCCUAAGAAGGCAACUCCUGUUGCUUUCGUCGAACCUGCUUAUAAAUCUCAAUCAUUCAGCCAGCAAACAAUACACAAGGUGGAAGACAACAAAACUUACAAUAUCGAUUCAGGAUAUGAAUACUCUAAGCCUGCAGUAGCUGUGAAUGAACAAGUUCGUUAUACCACAGUGAAACCUUCCGUUUCAACCUAUGAACCUCAAGAAUUCGGUCAAACCUUGCACACCGUCGAUGCUAGUCAAGUUCAGACAUACAACCAAGGAGAUGGUUACGUGUACAACAAGCCCGCUGUGAAAUUCGUGGAGGAACCUAAAGCUGUAUUCCAAUACUCUACUCCAUCACCAAUUGUGUCUUCUACAUACAGACCACAGACGUAUAGUCAUCAAACUAUUCAUAAGGUGGAAAGCCAAAACUAUGUUCCAGUUUCUUCCACACCUGCUCCUAAAGUUGAAUUAUCUUACCAACAAGCCGUUUCAACAUAUGAAAAUCCAAUUCUUAAGUACACACAGAAGGAGACUCCAGUAACGUACGUACAGCCCACAGCGGCAGUAUAUACGCAGACGUAUAAGCCAAUCAUUCAGCAACACGAAGUGAAACACAUUGUCAGCCAGCCUGUACAAUAUGAACAACAGCAGGUACACUUCAGUCAAGAAGGAUAUUCGUAUAGCCAGCCCGAAAUCCAAAGAAAUAUCGAGUCCAAAGGUUAUUCUGACGCGAGUGCAGUAUCUCACCAAGUCUAUCAUCAAUCCAAUGUAAACCACAAUUACAAUUCUGGGAAAGAUAUUGUACAUGUGACGACUUCACCUGCGACUCUUAUCUACGAGAAUCAUUACGCUGAUAUUGAGUCACCAAAAGUAGAAACAUACCAGGCUCCUGAGUACAUUCCACCAAAGAAUGACUACAAAUCCUACUCAGUUUCUACCGCUUCAGCACCUGUUGUCCAUCAGAGCUCUAUCGUUCAUCAAACUCAAGGAUACGUAGCUCCUAAAGUAGAAUACCAAUCAUACUCUAUUGGAUCGACAGCCUCCACACCCAUCGUUCAACAGAACUCAGUUGUACACUCAGGUCAGGAGUAUGACACUUCAAAGACGAAUUACAAAUCUUAUUCUGUCAGUUCAACUGCAUCAGCCCCAGUUGUUCACCAAAGCUCCGUAAUUCACAAAGCUCAACAAUACGUAUCUCCUCAGACUUAUUCUGUAUCUUCAGAGUCAACUCCGAUUGAUCAACAAAGCGCCGUCUUCUACCAAAGUCAAGACAACUACGAUUACUCGCAACAGUACGAAAGUGCUCACGAUGUAGUGCCAGCAGUACACCAACAUUCUUUCAGCACAUCUCAUGUUGAACAGCCACAGAAAGUAGAGUCCAUUCACAUUUCCUUCCCUAGCUCCACGGUAUCACCCGCCUAUCAGCAAGUUGAAUAUCAAGCUCCUGAGAUCCAAGUAGUCUCAAAGGGUGAAGAAUAUUUACCUCCCGUAGUAUCUACAAGCGCACCUGUUGUAAAAUCGACUUACAGACCUAGAACUUACUCCACUGUUUCUACAACUCGGGAGUAUCUACCACCAGCAGAACCCAAAUAUGAAUACCUGCCACCUUCUACCACUGCUAGACCCAUCAUCAAAUCCACUACACCAGCCUACAGAGCAGAAUCUACGACAUCUUACAAAGCUUCAGAAUAUUUACCUCCUGUAGAGAAUACUGAAUCUAAACUAGUUAAUUUCGAAAGCUUUGGUUUCAAUGAGGCGAGCGCUGACUCAAAGAUUCAACACAAUCCUUAUCAAGAAAUAUCUAUAUCCCAUAAUGCUGCUCCUGUAGAAAGAAAACAUAACAUCGUGGUAGAAACUGCUAAAUCUCAUUUACUUGGUUUCGGAACUGUCGGGCCUGACGCUGGAGAGUAAAAUCAACAGCAGGCCAGCGUAUAAAUACAGCACCACCCCUGAGUACCAGGCUCCAGAAUACUUGCCACCUUCAGAUGAUUUGGAAUCUGAAGUCAACUAUGAAAGUUUCAAAUACAACGAACAACAAUCUGAAAUUAAAUUCAAUCCAUAUCAAGAAGUUACUGUGUCAUCCACCUCAGCCCCAGUUCAAAGGAAACAAAACAUUGUGAUUCAAACAGCUAAAUCUCAACAACUUGGGUUCGGCACGAUAGGCUCUGAUGCUGGACUCGUUGCUCCUGUCUCAUACACAACCUCGGCACCAAUUGUUGUAUCUAGCACCGAAACUUACUCGUACUCGCCGAAGACAGUUACGUCUACAUACGCCCCCAUUGAGCAAGGUUUAUUCGAAGUUAUAUCGCCCGCAGUACCCGCAAGAAGAACAAAACCUAAAGUAGCCGUUGUAACAAAAAUCAAUGAUUUCAACCCGUUCCUCGUCCGUAAACUAGGAGCUGUGUGCAGCUGCCAGUCCCCAGUUUUAAUAUUGAAAGGAAAGAGGCCAACUCAGGCUCCUCAGGAUCUUGGUGACUACAAUGACUACGAAAGUGCUGAACGCGGAGAUAUUGGCGAAGAAGGUUACGGUGACAGAUAUAGUAAAUUACAAUCACAAGUAGAUGCGGUUGCCACCGCCGCUCCAAUUGUAUCCUCCACGUUCAACCCCAUAAUUGUUCCCGACGAUUCUUUCUAUCAAGACUAUCAGGAGCAGAGUGGAUAUAAUGUAGCUGUUACGCCUAAGCCCAAGACAGUAUAUUCUGAAAACUAUGUAUCAAGUACACCCACCUUGGUUUCGUCCACAGAAAAGUAUAUUAGAGUUAGACCUCGCGUUAAGGCUGUUACCGUUGCUCCAACAUACAAAACUGUGUUGUUGAAUCAAGAAGUUACACCAACUACAAUUGCUAAAGACGAAUCUGUUUCUGGAUCUGCGAUCGAUUCUCAAGCAUUUGACCGAUACGGUCCUGGUGGAUGGAGAAGCAGAGACGAGACGUUGCAAGGUUCGGUCGACUGUCAGCGGGCUGGUUUGUUCAGACAUCCGAAACAGUGCAACAAGUUCUACGCGUGUAGAUGGGACUGUACCAAACAGAGGUUCACGCUUCACGUGUUCAACUGCCCAGUGCAAUUGAGCUUUGACCCCAGCAUAGGCGCAUGUAACUGGCCCAGUCAGGGCCCCGCGUGCCAGGGAGACACACUCCUUACCAACGUUCUAUAA
Spodoptera littoralis (African cotton leafworm) is the source of this 6829-nucleotide messenger RNA. NCBI's taxonomy places the organism in Eukaryota, Metazoa, Arthropoda, Insecta, Lepidoptera, Noctuidae. The record is from the annotation of a GenBank genome assembly.